CUUCAGCUCCACUUCUACUGGCUCACCAUCCCGAGUCCGAGUCCGACUUAAACACUGAGAGAAGGCGCUGGAGACUGUCUGUCUCACUGCAGAGAUGCCUAACUGACCCGCAGGAGCCUGUGGAAUUAAAUUAUACAUUCAGCUUCAUAUAAAACAGAGUCAGAGUUUGUGUCCAGAAAGGCGUUUCUGCUCCAACAAAGGAGGCCAGUGUGAGAGAACCGCGGGGCCGCGUAGCGUUCACUCGUUUCGGGGGAGAGGGAGGAGGAGGAGCACGCCUGUUUCAGGACUGUGUGGAAAGAAAAAGGAGGGAGCUGGGAAAAAAACUUUUGGAGGGCGAGGACUUCAGGCCCCGUUUUAUAAAGAAUAUCCAGCAGCUUUAAACGGAGAAAACUUCAGCCAUGUCCCUGUCGGUGCCACAGAACGGCCGAGGAGAAAACGAGCCCGUUAUUGAGCUUUUCGUGAAGGCGGGCAGCGAUGGAGAGAGCAUAGGAAACUGCCCAUUCUCUCAGCGUCUUUUCAUGAUCCUGUGGUUAAAGGGUGUGGUCUUCAAUGUCACCACUGUCGACCUGAAGAGGAAACCAGCAGAUCUUCAGAAUUUAGCUCCUGGAACCCAUCCUCCUUUCAUCACAUUUAAUGGCGAGGUGAAGACCGACGUCAACAAGAUCGAAGAGUUUCUAGAGGAUGUUCUUAGCCCUCCCAAGUAUUCCAAACUCGGAGCCAGGCAUCCGGAGUCCAACACGGCUGGAAUGGAUAUAUUUGCCAAAUUCUCUGCUUACAUCAAGAACUCCAGACCUGAUACCAAUGAGGGUCUGGAGCGAGGCCUGCUGAAGACCCUCCAGAAGCUUGAUGAGUACCUGCGCUCGCCGCUGCCUGAUGAGAUCGACCACAACAGCAUGGACGACGACAUCAAGGUCUCCGCCCGCAAGUUCCUGGAUGGAGAUGAUAUGACCCUGGCUGACUGCAACCUGCUGCCCAAGCUGCACAUCGUUAAGGUGGUGGCUAAGAAGUACCGAGGCUUCGAGAUCCCUAAAGACAUGCUCGGUAUCUGGGGCUACCUGAACAACGCAUACACACGAGAGGAGUUCACCAACACCUGCCCCAGUGACAAGGAGAUCGAGAUCGCGUAUGCCGAUGUUGCCAAGAGGCUGGUCAAAUAAUGCCUUGCAAAGAAAUUCCAGCCAUCCCCAAAUUCCCUCACUGGGACUGAAUUCUUCUUUUGUUUGUUUCACACAAGAGAGAAAAAUAACUAUGGACUUCUUUUUUCCUUCUCUUCUUCUUCUUUUUUAUCUCUCUAGAGUAAACCCCACUGCAUGAUUAUUUUUCUCCUCUAGCCCCUAUAUAUCUAUACACUUCUUUAAGAUACUGCAUUUAUUGUCAGUGUAAUCCAAAACGGUUCUUGACGAACUUCUGUAUCUCAUGCAUUUCUUUCUUUACAGUUAUUUUUAUUUUUUUAUUUUUGUUCCAAGAGACAUUUAAGCGUAAAUGCAGGAAAUGCCACGUACUGGAAACGUAUGGGGUUGUGAGCAUGUCUGAGCUUUGUUGGUUUUAGCCAGGAUUGUUCAAACAUUCUCACACACACACACACACACACACACACACAACUCUCGCUCCUCUCCCCCAACCCAGCGUAGCAGCGGAGAAGCAACGCCACCAGCUGUUUCUUCUCACAAAGAUUUGUGAUAUUGCAAGUGUCUUUUACAGGCUUGCAGAGUGAGCAUUUCAGAGCUGUUGUUUUGUUUUAUUUUUGUUUUGUUCUGUUUUCUGAUCGAGCGUAUUUGAACAGUGUUGGAAGCUCCAGUGUUUAUUUCUUGAGAGCGCUUCAUCGAGCACUGACUGCUAACUUUAUCAGACUCCGACAGCACGUGAAGUUAAACAUUUUAAAAAAGGCGAUUUUGGCUUGCUAUUGGAGCAGUGGCCUUCUUGCUAACCUUUUUAUUUAAACUCCGCCCACUUGGCAUGUUAUUCAGUAAGCUUGCUAAGGCCUGAUGUAAGCUAAUCAAAAAAGGACACGGUUGAAGAGGAUGCUCAGGUGGUCUGGCAGUGAGUCAGUGCUUAGAGUGACUAAUUAACCAUGCAGAAAAUGUAUUGUGCCCAUGAAGGGUCAGAUUAUGAAGGGAAUAUACUUUGUGGGGUAUUGUAGAAUCUGAAGUGGAUUUUUUUUUUUUAAUAUACAGUUUAAUUCCUACCUUAAUAGAACUGUUGAUAGCAAGUGUAUACAGAUAUGCUUUAAUCCCACUCAAAAUGGGGCCAGCAUUUAAUUUCUUAUUAAUAGAAGUACAGGAAUUAAGGUGAACUGGUAGUUAUGACUGAUUCUGAAAAUCUGAUGCCCAUGUUUUAGGACAGUAAUGGUAAUUUGCAUGAAACUUUACAGCUAAUUAGUUAAAGGUAAAGAGAAGAGACCCGGGAAUCAGCAAAUAGUUUGACGAAAAAUUAAAUGAACACGAUUGUUCACUGACUCCACAUUAGAAAAUAUUAACUGAAACGUUCUUACAAAAAGCAAGAAACUUGUGUAUUUACAUUAUUUUACUUGCUCUUGUUGAAACAAAUUAGUGUUUGAGAUUAGUAACAGUUAAACCCAGUCUUUGUUAAAAACGUUAGCCAAGCAUCUCUUGAUAUAAACUAAAAAACAGAAGACCUCAGAUAUCAUACAUGUCUGAGCUGAUUGACUCUCUGGAGCCAGUGAUUAAUUGUGAUAAUUAGAUUUUUCUACCAAAAAUCCUAAUAGGUGAAUGUGUAUCAGUUAAAAGAAAAUACUUUUUUAAUUUAGAUAAACAUGUCAAAAAAAAAAGAGAACAGUUUUUGUUUGGAAUCAUUUUAAGGCUGUUUUAAGACACACUUGUUAGCUGAUUUAUGUGACUUUUUCUUUUCAAGCUUUCAGAGACUGACGUGUGCAUUUUGUACAUCCGUGGAUGUGAAUGUAGCAGAGUGAGGGCUUUUCCUAGGUGCGAAUUUUAAUACUAGAUGACACCUCACCUCAGGCCUCAUUUUCUUAUGGGUGUAAAAUGCGAUGUCUCAUUUAGCCUUUCAUUUAAAGUCAACGGUAAAAGGAAAAAAUAAAAGAAGAAGAAAAUAUAAUUUAGAAUUUAUAUUGAACAUUUACUUUGGUGGAUAUAGCAGGGUGCUGCAAUCUAAAAUAAAGAAUAAACUUCUUUAAAUAAAUGAAGGCUUGUCUAAAAGUGCUGCAAGAAGUAUAAGAAGUUCUUUCUGUUCUUGUUCCACUCCAGGGUAGGUUAGAAAGCAAGAGGCAGAGCUGGAGGCAAUGGCUGCAAGUGCUUAUGCCAACUCUACACAGCAUCAGCUAAACUUACCAACCUGCUUUCUUACUGAUUGAAGAACGAUGCAGGUUUAUGUUGAGCUGAAGCUGCUGCUGUAUUCAGAUAAGUUCCCACAGUGAAGGUCAAGGGGAUUUCUCAUGUAGUAAGAUGAUGUCUGAUCUGUGUUCUCUGGUCAGCAGUACACUGUCUAUAUUACUGAGAAACAGUAAAAAAAACAGAUUUUACAGUUUUUGGUUUUAUUUUCUGAACAUAUGCUGCUUUUGUGAGCUCAACAGAGGUUUGUCCAUCCCAGAUGGUUAACUACUAAGUAAUUAUGACUUUACUCUGUACUGUGUCCAGGCACUUUGUCAGUAGAUCAGCCCACUUAACACAAAUAAGUGUUUGAGUGUAAUGACCUGAACAUUUGAUAAAAAAAAAAAAAAGCUUAGUUUGAACACAUGCAGAUAAGGUACAAGAUUGUGGUAUUCAUCACAUCUCGAUACACAAAAUCCACUCCAUAAAUUGUACAGUCAGUGAAGUGGUACAAAUGGUAUUUCCCAGUUCCUUCACCACUUGAAUGCAGCAACAGUUUACUGCUUAAUUACAAUAAAGGUUAAAAAUUAGAAGUCUGUACUGUAUAUUUGAAAAUUAGUACUGUAUUGCAAAACAGUACAGUGGUUUAGUAGAUACAAUGUUCUUCUUCCAGUGGGUUCAAGUCUCUGUUGAUGUGGAAGGACUUUGCAUUAUCUCCACGUGUUUGUGGAGAUUUCCCCCAGUAACUGCUUUUAUCCCACAGUCCAAAAAGAAACAAGAUGAUCAGAUAAAUUGGAUGUUCAAAAAUUGCCCAGAAAAAAUGGACACACUUGAGCAUAUGUGUAUUUGUAUGGGUGUUCGCAUAUAUGACUGUAUGCCCAGAUAUGGAUUAGCACUCUGUCCUGGCUCUGUCAAUGGCUUAGUCUCUUAUACAGUUCUCCAGGUGGACAGUCAUUUCCAGUUAAGAGUAUGCUGUAUGUGAUUGGCUGCUGCUUUCAGGUCUGCAUUUGUAGUUAAGUGCUGAUGUGUGUUGGUUAGUUGAGUGUGGAAUGUGAUUGUAAUGCGUCCCUUGAUGUCGAGAAAGGCAUUAUAUAACUGUGAUUCAAUCAUCACAACAAAAUAUAGUGAUUUAGAGUUUAAUAUAUCAGUAUUUUCCAGUACCCCUUUUGAACAAUGUCCUCUAACUAAGAAAUCUGACUUUUGAGAAAUCUCCUGUUACAUAACUGUGGAGAAGAUUUUGGUAACAUCACAAAAUCCAGUAUGCAAAGAGUUUUUGGUUUAUCAAAGUCCAAGAUAAAGAGAACCACUGAUAAGAUGCCUGGCUAAACUAACCUGCAGUUACAGUACAUAUGAAGGAGUGGAAUAUGACAUAUUCAGCACACUUAGACAAACGAUUCGUUUGCUUGUAUCCGUCGUGAAUCCUGGUCCUCUGAACUAAAUCAGGUGCCUUCUGAGGAUCAGUGUUAUAUGGUGUUGUAUUGUGGUUUCGUUCAGUUUAACGUGUUCCCAUUUGGAGGAAGAGAUGUGUUCCCUUCUUCCACUGAUGUCUGAGAUAAUGAAUGUUCUGAAGUUUUGUGCCUUUUUUUGUUUCUUUUUGUAGCCUCCAUCAGCCUGAGUUUGCCUAAAGCACAGGGUACACACUGAUCAUGUAAACGCUGCAUGUUUGCCAUAUGCCAUCCUGCUCUCAUCAAUAAACUGCUGGCAGCUAUGA
Messenger RNA from Astyanax mexicanus (Mexican tetra), 4998 nucleotides. RefSeq names its product chloride intracellular channel 4 (gene clic4). Lineage: Eukaryota; Metazoa; Chordata; Actinopteri; Characiformes; Acestrorhamphidae. The coding region runs from base 399 to 1157 and encodes 252 amino acids. The record is from RefSeq and is a predicted model, not a curated record. The transcript has 6 exons.